This is a messenger RNA of Caenorhabditis bovis, 624 nucleotides long. NCBI's taxonomy places the organism in Eukaryota, Metazoa, Nematoda, Chromadorea, Rhabditida, Rhabditidae. The record is from the annotation of a GenBank genome assembly.
AUGCAUUUGGGCGUCAUCGCCGUCGUCGUCGUCGUCGUCUCAUUCGUUCGUUUUCGACAAUCGCAAUUCAUUUCAAUAUUGAUUCAGACGAUUUGUUCCGGCGAGCCGAAUGCCAGAACGACAGCGGAGAUGAUGUUGGCGCGUUUCCACGGAUAUUUGAUGGCGAGCAUGAUUGCCGAAUUCCGUAGGCUGUUCGUGUGCAAUCCGCGAAACGCAUUCCCGCCGGACAGCUCGAUGAACGAGUUUUUGAUGCUCUUCUCGACAAGUGCCACAUUUCGCAAUCGAUUCUACCUCUCAUUGCUCACCAAUCCCCGAUUCAUCGGCAACGAUCGCAUCCAAUUCGACUACAAAAUGGACUAUUGCGAUAUUUUCAUGGAGAGGUGCAUUCCAAAAGAGUGCCGAUUUAGUGCCAUUCUUGUCAAGAUCCCUCGAAGCAUUGAUGGAUGGUCCUUCGAGAUAUUAAACGCGUUGGGGCGUGGAAAUCUUAAAACUGUCGAGCUCACCUGGUCUCAUGAAAGUAAGCCAUUCUCCAGAGCACAAGCUGAGCUAACAGGGCUUGAAGCUACAGCGGUUGAGCUCAAAGGCACAUCGCUGCGAGACCCUUGGCGAGAGCAGAGGUUGUAA